GCCUCCGCCGGCCGCCCGAGUCCGCGGGGUCACUGACGACGCAUGCGCCGGGAGGGAGCGCGACCACGGGCUCGGCUGGCGGCUGCCGCUUUCAAAAGGGAAGCCCCGGAGAGCGGGCGCGCGGGGAACUCCGUCCGCUGCCGCCGCCGCGAGCGCUCCCGUGAAAGAAAAGCACAAGAAGAAACUUUUACAGUCCUUGUUGACUAUUACGCUGAUUCCCCAAAUCAAAGUUAAGGCUGCUGAAACUUAGAAGCUGAUUCUGUCACAUGUAUUAUGCCUUUGGAAAAUUCUACAAUUCUCUUAAGAGACGAAUCAUUAGAACUUGGUGAGUUUCACUAGAUACCUUCAGUCUUCAGUUUGAGCUCAGAGUACAUAAAUCCUGAGUGUCAUUUUGAUGAAAUUUUAUGAAGUCAACACCUGUUUAACCAUUAUCAAGAACAAGAUAUAGGACAUUUUCAUCAACCCAGGAGCCUCCUUCAUGUCCCCUGACAAUUAUCACACCCUUCCAAAGAAUUCUGAGACUAAUGGAUGGUCAUAUAGAAGAAUACCCUGAACUUACAGUUUUCUGAAGAAUCAGUGCAAAAGAUCCAAAAAGUACAAAAGGAGAAGUACAAAUGUCUACCACAAGAAGAAAACGUAAUAUGUUAUGUUGUUUACCGUAAGCUGUAGUAAAAUGAGCUCGAUUGUUGACAGAGAUGACAGUAGUAUUUUUGAUGGGUUGGUUGAAGAAGAUGACAAGGACAAAGCAAAAAGAGUAUCUAGAAACAAAUCUGAAAAGAAACGUAGAGAUCAGUUUAAUGUUCUCAUUAAAGAGCUGGGAUCCAUGCUUCCUGGUAAUGCUAGAAAGAUGGACAAAUCCACUGUUCUGCAGAAAAGCAUUGAUUUUUUACGAAAGCAUAAAGAAAUCACUGCACAGUCAGAUGCUAGUGAAAUUCGACAGGACUGGAAACCUACAUUCCUUAGUAAUGAAGAGUUUACACAAUUAAUGUUAGAGGCUCUUGAUGGUUUUUUUUUAGCAAUCAUGACAGAUGGAAGCAUAAUAUAUGUGUCUGAGAGUGUAACUUCAUUACUUGAACAUUUACCAUCUGAUCUUGUGGAUCAAAGUAUAUUUAAUUUUAUCCCAGAAGGGGAACAUUCAGAGGUUUAUAAAAUACUCUCUACUCAUCUGCUGGAAAGUGAUUCAUUAACCCCUGAGUAUUUAAAAUCAAAAAAUCAGUUAGAAUUCCGUUGUCAUAUGCUUCGAGGAACAAUAGACCCAAAGGAGCCAUCUACCUAUGAGUAUGUGAAAUUUAUAGGAAAUUUCAAAUCUUUAAACAGUGUAUCCAGUUCAGCACACAAUGGUUUUGAAGGAACUAUACAGCGCACACAUAGGCCUUCUUAUGAAGAUAGAAUUUGUUUUGUAGCUACUGUCAGGUUAGCUACACCUCAGUUCAUCAAGGAAAUGUGCACUGUUGAAGAGCCCAACGAAGAGUUUACAUCUAGACAUAGUUUAGAAUGGAAGUUUCUGUUUCUAGAUCACAGGGCACCACCCAUAAUAGGAUAUUUGCCAUUUGAAGUUCUGGGAACAUCAGGCUAUGAUUACUAUCAUGUGGAUGACCUAGAAAAUUUGGCAAAAUGUCAUGAACACUUAAUGCAAUAUGGGAAAGGCAAAUCAUGUUAUUACAGGUUCCUGACUAAAGGGCAACAGUGGAUUUGGCUUCAAACUCAUUAUUAUAUCACUUAUCAUCAGUGGAAUUCAAGGCCAGAGUUUAUUGUUUGUACUCACACUGUAGUAAGUUAUGCAGAAGUUAGGGCUGAAAGACGACGAGAACUUGGCAUUGAAGAGUCUCUUCCUGAGACAGCUGCUGACAAAAGCCAAGAUUCAGGGUCUGAUAAUCGUAUAAACACAGUCAGUCUCAAGGAAGCAUUAGAAAGGUUUGAUCACAGCCCAACCCCUUCUGCCUCCUCUCGGAGUUCGAGAAAGUCAUCUCACACGGCAGUCUCAGACCCUUCCUCAACACCAACAAAGAUCCCAACGGAUACUAGCACUCCUCCCAGACAGCAUUUGCCAGCGCAUCAAAAGAUGGCACAGAGGAGAUCGUCAUUUAGUAGUCAGUCCAUAAAUUCCCAGUCUGUUGGUUCAUCAUUAACACAGCCAGUGAUGUCUCAAGCUGCAAAUUUACCAAUUCCACAAGGCAUGUCCCAGUUUCAGUUUUCAGCUCAAUUAGGAGCCAUGCAGCAUCUGAAAGACCAGUUGGAGCAACGGACACGGAUGAUAGAGGCAAACAUUCAUCGGCAGCAGGAAGAACUAAGAAAAAUUCAAGAACAACUUCAAAUGGUCCAUGGUCAAGGGCUGCAGAUGUUUUUGCAACAAUCAAACCCUGGAUUGAAUUUUGGUUCUGUUCAACUUUCUUCUGGGAAUUCCUCUAAUAUCCAGCAACUUGCACCUAUAAAUAUGCAAGGCCAGGUUGUUCCCACUAACCAAGUUCAAAGUGGAAUGAAUACUGGACAUAUUGGCACAACUCAGCACAUGAUACAACAACAGACUUUACAAAGUCCAUCAACUCAGCAGAGUCAACAAAAUGUGCUGAGCGGGCACAAUCAGCAGACGUCUCUCCCCAGUCAGACGCAGGGUGCCCUCCCAGCCCCCCUGUACAACACUAUGGUGAUCUCCCAGCCUGCAGCGGGGAGCAUGGUGCAGAUCCCGUCUAGCCUGCCGCAGAGCAGCGCCCAGAGUGCUGCAGUCACCACGUUCACUCAGGACAGACAGAUAAGAUUUUCUCAAGGUCAGCAACUCGUGACCAAAUUAGUGACUGCUCCCGUGGCGUGCGGGGCGGUCAUGGUGCCCAGCACUAUGCUCAUGGGCCAGGUGGUGACGGCCUACCCGACCUUCGCCACGCAGCAGUCGCAGUCGCUGUCGGUGCCGCAGCCGCAGCCCAAUUCGCAGGACCCGCAGCUCGCUCCGGCGCAGCAACCAUCUCAGGCUCAGCUGGCCCAGCCGCCGCCGCAGUUCUUACAGACUUCUAGGUUGCUCCAUGGGAACCCUUCGACCCAGCUCAUCCUGUCUGCCGCGUUUCCUCUGCAGCAGGGCCCUUUCCCCCCGUCGCAUCACCAGCAGCACCAGUCUCAGCCGCAGCAGCAGCUCGGGCGGCACAGGACUGACAGUUUGACUGACCCCUCCAAGGUCCCGCCACAGUAGCACACACGCUUCCUCUCUGGCAUCAAGGGAGGAAGGGGAUGGCCCCAGAAGAGCUACUCAGAUGACCUGAGGACGGGAGGAGAAGUUCCAGCAGUUUCACGAGAUGCGGCAUUGAAUGGUCUAGUUCCUGGAAUCGGCAGAGAAAACGCUGCCUAGUGCUACAGAUGUCUAUUAAAUACCAGCCAGCAGAUGACCAUAGGGACAUAGCCAAUUCUGACAGUGUUCUAGUUGCCCAGAUAUUUUUUGAUGGAAAGAGUAUAUUGCCAAAUGUUGAGCUCAGCUAUGAAACGCCCUCCAGUGAAUCAGAAAGGCGCUAACGAUGUUAGUGACUGUGAGUGGUUCUGUGCCUGUUGUCGAGUGUCACAGAGGACACGCCACUGCCACGCCAGGGGUUUGCUUACAAUGAUGCCAUGAAGACAGUCCACUAGACUAGUAGUCCCCGCCCCAACUUCCUGUCCCUUUUCAGAUAAUGAUGGAACAGUAAUUACUUUCAGAAUGUUGUGUAGGUUCAAAUUUUCUGUGUACAGAUGUUGUAAAAAUAUGUAUAUGUCUGGAUAAAAGGAGAGAAAGCAAAACAUGUUGUAUGCUGCAUGAAAGCAUUAUCUCUUCCUUAUAGGUGUGAGUACAUUUCCUUAGAUUCUGAUACCAUGUGCAAACUGAUACAUCCUGUUUUUCCUUUUGUUUACAGCACAGUAGUGUUCUAUUCAUUUUUCCAGGGCACAAGUCUUUUUGUUCAUACUUUGGCUGUGAUGUCACAGUUUGUUCAGUGAGGUAUGAUGUGCUGCUGGGAAUGGAUUAUUUUUUUCAGGUUAAAUUAUUGAUACAACAGGAUUUUCAAGUUAUUCAGAUAUAUCCCUCAUUUCAUUAUUUGUCAAUUAUGUUUGAAACUAGUAUUUGCACUGCUUUAUUUUAGAUGGUUGGGAUUUUUGAUUGCAUAUUUUGAUAUAGUUGAUAGUUGGAAAUAUUUGUGUAAAUGGUUUUCAACAAGCCUGAAAGUAAUUUCAAGAAUGUUUCAGUUAUAGAGGUAAAAUUUGCACACAAAACACCUUAGGCACUUUUUAACAUUCUCAGUGGUGGGAAUUUUAACUUUUAGGAUUUGUUGGAAUCUUUUUUAUUAUCCUUCACAAUUUCAAUGCUUCUUUCAGUCAGAAAUGAUUCAGGGUUAUUUGAGGGGGAAAAAAAACCCAUAGUGCCUUGAUUUUAAUUCAGGUGAUAACUCACCAUCUUGAACUCUUGUCUGGUUUCAGUAGCAGUUUUGAAACCUUAGUACAUUUUUAACAGCAUGUGGGUAUCAGUGUCAUUAUUAUUCUCCUAAGUUCCUUUGAACUUGCUGUCAGUUUCUUGGACUGGAGGUACAAAUAAUUUAGAAAUAAAAGAUGAUAACCUAACACUACUACAGUUAUUAAUGUGAUUCCAAAAUUGUUUCCCAAAUCAGCGUCUUUCUUUAAAGCUAAGUUAUCAUUUAAGAAUUACCAGUAUUUGCUCAAUAUGAUCUUGAUAUUCCUACAAAGCCAAAAAGAAGGCAUAGGAAUUUGGCUUUGCCUUCACCAUAGCACUAAACUGUUGUAACUCACAUGCUUUCUAAAUGUGAACUAAGAUUUCAUUUGGCAAUAUCACAUGCUAAAGGUAAUAAAUUCUAACACAAAUUACAUACAUUAAAACAGUUUAUAGAUUUUAUGGUACUAAUAAUGAAAUUUACAGCUAUAGAACAAAAGAUUAAUGGAAAAUACAUUAGAAUAUAAAAGAUGAUUACUUAGGAAAGGGUGGAGAACAAGCAUAAUAAAUCAAAAUUGACCUUAAAAGAAAAUGUAUAACAGAAUUGAGGUUGUUAAACAGGAAAAGUUUUACGCAAUGAAAAUAACCUAAUGCAAAAUUGCUAGUUAAGUCUUAAAUCAGUUCUUAAGACUUCUCUGUCCUAAGAUUUGCUGUCAUUCUUAAGGGAUAGACUUUGUCUUUCUGUAGAAAACUGUACCUGGCCACAAUUAAAUUUGAAAAGUAAUGUUGAAAAAGAAAACAACCAAAGAAAAUUGGUACCUACCUUUCUACAAAAGGAAUGUGACUAGAUACCAAUCAAUAAUUAACAUAUCAAGGAGCUCUUCUGGCUAAAUGAUCAUCCAGAAGAGAUUUCCAACAUUCCCAUGAGAAUAUCAAGAAUAGUUGUUGGAGUACGUAUGUCCUUGAGCAUACAUAUGCAUGGACAAGAUGGAUGUCGUAGAAUAUGGCAACAGCAUUGUUCUCCCCUUUCAAAUUGCCUUCCGCCCUUCCAUUUAUGUCUGAGUUGUGCCUCAUUUAUUUAUUGGCAAUACCUAGUGAUAUGGAUCUAGCUAACAAAGAAUAUGAAUAACUGUUAUAUUACGGCUUUAUCCUCUACUAUACUUAAAAGAAAGACGGUGAAUUGUGAGUACUAGGUACUUAACAGAAGCAAAGCAUAAGACAAGCCAGCCCCUUCAAAUAUUUUCCAUCUUCACAAAUAUCUGGGAAAGAUGAAAUGUUCCUUUAUAAUUUUUGUUGUUCUUCACAGCUCAUCUUUUUCCUGCUUGGAAUUAACAGUUGCUUAUUUGAAGGAGCAGCUAGCUGCUUUUCCUCUACUAUCCGUAUGAAGUGUGUCGGAAGCACUAGCUGCCUGUUAGCUGCUGCUUUCCCUUUGCUUUCCUCUUAAAUUUGGGUUGCAAAGCUGUCCCUGCCCCCUCCCCGGUGACACCGGAGCGUUCAGAUGAAGAGUCAGCACUUGCCUGUUCUUCAUUUCUGUAGCCAAAGUUGUUAAUUAAAAUCCCAAAUCUAAAUCAUGAAAAGAUACCAAAUAGAAACACCUUUCAGCUUCUUAAAAAGUCUUAUCUUCCCUCUGCUUUACUCUCACAUGUAUGCAGUGUUUCUUAAAAACACUUAUUCUGUGUGGCACUUUUCAGGUAAGAAACUGUUGAGGUUAAGGAAAACUGCUAGCUGCUCUGCAGUUCCUUGUCUUGCUUUGGAUUGCCUUGGCACUGGGCGAGUCAGUAUUGUUUAACAAACACAAGUGAGAACUACAAGGAUGAAUAAGGUUGCUGCUGAGUGUUGUCUAACCAGAACCUACUCCCUUUUGUGAGUGGAAGAUACUGGAGGAGCACAUGUCGGGAAUGGGUGUAGCAUGUAAGUAAAUACUACAGUUCAGCCUCUGAACAUUCUAAAUUGAGGGGGUGGUUUUAGAGUGCUGUGCUCUCCUUCAUAACUUAAAUCUGGCUUCGGAAUGUACUAGUAAUAAAAGGAUGCCAGUGAUUUUGAAUAGUUUGUAUAGAAUACUCAGUAAAGAAUACUGAAAAUGUUGUUUGGAUUCUUCAGAAGUGCUACUACAGUUGUUGGUUAUUGCCUUAAAAGCUGUCUGCUUGAAUUUACGGGCACUGAAGCAGCCCAGCUCUGGAAAGGGCGUUGUGUUGAAGGGAGAUGAACCCUUGUUCAAGAAGCCUUAGAAAGGGACCCUUAAAACAGUAUUUUACACAGACAGGUGAAAAUUCUUUUAAACUGGAUAUUACUCAACAUGUUUUAAAAUGUUUCCACUACAUUGAGGCAAAUGUUUUUUCAAGUGGAAUGCAAAUAGCAUUUUACUUUAGAAUUUCUACAUUUUUCUUUGUUUCUUUGGUGAUUGAAAGUUCAUGGAUGAGCAUUUGUGUAAAACUCUUUAUCUGUGGCCCUGUUCUUAGUCCCACGAGAGUCUGUGUUGGAAGGUAUAAACACUGGAUAUUAAUAUUGCUGAGUGAGUCUAGCCAAGAGUAAGCUGACCGGAAUUUGUGAAUGGUAGAGAAGAAACAGCACAAAGGCACUUGCCAUUUAAAUAGUGAUGGGAGAAAGAGAACCUUUUAAGUUCGUUUGCAUUGGGUGAGCAUUCCUCUAAAAGGAGCUUCUGAAGUCAUUGCAAAGGAAAAGAGUUGACUAUUUUUAUAGCAUAUUUAAUAUAUUUGUAUAUAACUAUGAGUAUAGUAGGAACCCCACAUGCCUCCCACUUUUCUAAUUUACUCCCCCUUUUGCCAUAGCACUAGCAUAGCCUCAUCCGCAUGGGUAACGUGCCUAUUGUCAGCCUACCAAAAGAUAGUGCUGCUGCUUUUUGAGACAGGUGAGAAGACCCAACUCUCAUGCCUGGGGAUCCUUUAUGGGAGGAAUAGCACACACUUUUAAAGCAACAUACCACAGUCUAAAAGCAUCAUUUUGAAAUGUAACAAGCACUUUAUUGCAAUUAUUCAUUUUGAUAAAGUUUAUUAUCUUAGGCAUUAACCAUUUCUAAAGGAUCCCCAAAUCAUCACUUAGGUGAAAUUAUAAAUGACACAUUUCUGAGAAAUGUUUAGAUCCAGUGAACCAUAGUAGGUUUAUGGGAGUGAUUUCAAGGUAGCCAAAUGAACUUUGACUUUUGUUUUGAAUGUGGUGGAGUCAAGAGAUUGUAGAUGCCUAGUUCCAUUUAAACACUAUUGUAAACCUAUCUUGCCUAUUGUGUGGACACCAAAAGAGACCAAUGAGCCUGUUUAUUUUCAGAGGUCUAGGAAAAUUAAAAUUGCAUCCGCGUGAGUAGAUUACAGAACUAAUCUAAAAGUGAUUGGUAGUACUAUUUUAGAAUACAAUAAUUUCAAGAAUUAUUCUGAGUGUUUUAAAUGUGCCCUGAAAUGUUGGCAUGUCAUUUCAGCAUUUCCAUUUGAAUUGCUCUUGUAAUAUUUUUGCACAAAAAGGACUGAGAAAAAGACUACUUUGGUUAAAGGGAAAAAAGAAUAAUUUGGUCUUAUUUUAAUGUCUCCUGUGGUAACACUGGGGAUGAAUUUUGUUGGUACAGUUAUUAAUUCAGGAUAUUUAAAAGUGUUGAACUCACAAAUUAAGCAAACUUGGAUAUUUAAAAAUUAAAAUACUUUCUUUCCAUGUGACUGUUUUGCAUAGUUUUUUUUCCCCAUGUCAUAACACUACAUUCCUUGUUUUUCUUAAAUAAAAAUAAUACUUUGUAGGCUUUGUUUUGAGUGUUUUACAAUAAUUUGUAAGCUACCUGGGUUUUCCCAGGAAAACAUUCUUUAGUGAAAUAGGAUAUAGUUUAUGAAGAGACUAUUAAGUGAAAUUCCAUCACCACCACCACCAGCAAACACUGAGGUGCUGCGUUCAGUGACAAUCAAAAUAGUAAGUAUUUUAGAAAGAACUUAGGUGGUUGAAAGAAGUAAUUGCUUUGAAAGCAGUUUUCUGGGUUUCUUGAAUAAAAAUGGCUAAAUGUAUUUAUUUAUAUUUUUAAAUAUCUUUGUGUCUUCUCAUCAAAGUGAUUUCAGUGUCAUGUAUUUAAUUUGUGGUUUGUUUUCUGUUUUGCAUUGUAAUCUUAGAGAACUGGCUUUUUUUUGGGGUACAGUCAUUAGCCUUCUUGAUGAUGCCUCAUGGACAGUCUGAGUCUGUUUUACUUCAGGACAGCAGAGGAGGGCCCAAAGCCAGAUGUCCUUGUACUUCCUUCCUGUUCUCCACCCAUUUAAGAAAAAAUUUAUAAAGGUAACUCCUUUCGAAUCUGCUUCAUAUAGCUCCAACCUUUGUCUAGUCUCACUUGCUGCCUUCUCGAUGUUAUGGGCACUUUUUGUAUGAUUACUUCCCCAACACAGCCAAAGGCCAGUACACGGAACCAGGGGCACAUGUUGCCUCUAUUUUGCCCAUUUUGGGAAAUGUUAGUAAAACAAACAGUAUCUUCUAAUGGCUGUCAUUAGCAUAUCCUUACUAAAGUCCAUUUAAAGUCCUUAAAUAUAGGUGGAACAUACACACUGAAAACUUCUGCAAAAAAUGUUUGCUGUCUUAUAGUGUAGUGUUCUUUGGUCUUUAAAAAUGUAACAAAACCUCCAAGUUACAGCACUGUCCGAUAAAGCAGUGUUUGAACGUGUGAAGCCCAGACGUUUGAGGAUCCUUGUUGACAUGCAUUGGAUUCCUAGAGUAGCUCUGGGGUCCCACAAGCUGGGUGCAGCACACAGCUUAGGAAAUGGUAAUUAAAUCGUGUCAGUCACAAGUUGAAUUUAAUGGCGUAAAAAAUGUUAUAACUCUGAGGGUUAAAAUGAAGAUAAUGUUUUCAAAUAAAUGCUUUUAAAUUUCUGAGGAAACAAACUGUGACAUCGCUUUAAAAGAUGACAUUCAGAUGUUUUUAAUGUUGUUUUUGAGUUGGCCUGGACUGGUACAGGUUCACUGCUGGCCAUGGUUGUGCCAGUACCGAAGAGUUAAAAUGGGGGGAAAAGCUAUGUUAUCUUCAAAUUGAUAUAUUGUAAAACUAGACAAUCAUCUUCAAGGAAAAAAUUGGCCAGAAAAUGUCUUUUAAAUAUUACGUCAGCCAGAACAGGUAUAAUUUAGAUCAUUCUGGAAUUGUUUUGAAAUUUAUUUUACUGUGACAUUAUAAGUUGGAGAAGGGCCUCAGUAUGGCACUUUCAUAUUCACUCUAUGUAAAGUUGAAGCCCAAAGAUGAGUUAAAUUCAGUGCUGUCUUGAAACCAGUUAGUGCAAAAAAGUUUUCUCUUUGUAAAUUUAUAAUUGUUGACAUCAGUUCGUAGUUGUAAAAACAUGCACCCAAUUCUUUCUCAUGUUCUUUGUGGUUCUUAAUGUGAUAUUCUUGACAUUGCUGUCCUUACUGCUUGGUUCUUGGUUUUAAAUUUAAAAGUAGAUGUAGCCCAUCAUUCUUACUUCCAAAGUGGAGCUAUAAAUGGCUAACUGAUCUUGAGAUAGGAAUACUUUUUUUUCCUAAAACAAACGUUUCAUUGAAAUCCAAAUGAUUUAUUAAAAAUGAGACUGACAUUUUUCAGGUGUUGUCUUCUGCCAAAAUCUUAAAUUAUAAUAAAGCUGAGGGAUAAUGUAUGGUUACAACGGUGCUAUAUUAGGUUCUCUGGUUUUCAUGAUCUGAUUUUUGUGUUUGGAAAUACAAUAUUGUAUAAAAUAUGUGGAUCAUUUUGUUACCAAUUUAAUAUUGCCAUUUUAAUUUGGUGUUAACAAUUGGUUACACUUGUUUUUCAAAGCUAUCCUUUGAGAAGAAAGUCAAAUGUGUACUAGCCUACCUCCACUCUGCCUCUUGCUGUAUGACCGUUUUUCCAGGUUUGAUGUGCAUAGCUUUUAAAAACUACAUGUACUAUUAUAAUGCUCUUUCCCAUAGACUCUUGUAAUGUAUUCAGAGCCUAAAAUUAUAGCAAAAGAGCCAAGCAGUAGCAUUUUUUUUUUUGUAAAUGUAAAAAUAAUUAGAACUAGACUUUGUUUCCUUCUUCAGUUUUAAAAAUAAAAAAUACCUCAGUGCUAUAUAAUGUUUUUCAGUAUCACCUGCAUUUCUCAAAAAAUAACACCUGCUUCAUGUGGCACAUAACUUGUAAGAAUCACAUUAUUUUGGAUUUUAAAGACUAUUAAAUAUUUUAAAAUCACUA
Molecule: messenger RNA, 10541 nt
Organism: Microcebus murinus (gray mouse lemur)
Lineage: Eukaryota; Metazoa; Chordata; Mammalia; Primates; Cheirogaleidae
Gene: CLOCK
Product: clock circadian regulator
Biological process (GO): regulation of transcription by RNA polymerase II; circadian regulation of gene expression
Cellular component (GO): cytoplasm; CLOCK-BMAL transcription complex; nucleus
Molecular function (GO): E-box binding; DNA-binding transcription factor activity, RNA polymerase II-specific; protein dimerization activity
Source: RefSeq, a predicted model, not a curated record